Annulohypoxylon truncatum is the source of this 971-nucleotide messenger RNA. RefSeq lists its product as uncharacterized. Bases 276 to 701 code for a protein of 141 amino acids. NCBI's taxonomy places the organism in Eukaryota, Fungi, Ascomycota, Sordariomycetes, Xylariales, Hypoxylaceae. The record is from RefSeq and is a predicted model, not a curated record. Gene Ontology annotation, biological process: regulation of synaptonemal complex assembly. The transcript is spliced from 4 exons.
CAACGAUGCUUAUUUCUCUGGCUCGAUCUGAAGACAAUAUCGAAACGCAGCUCCAGGACUACCUCUCGAUGCGCAGCCACAUCAAAAGCUUCGAUGCGGAACUAGAGGCACGACUAAAUAUACUAGAUGAGAUGUCUAGAGACGACCUCCGAAUGAAGCUUGAGGUUCUUCUAGUGUUCGACUUCGAGGGUGCUAUCUGUCUUAAGUCAUAGGAUGACUUAUCAGAAAUCCUGUUGAAGGCUAAAUCUUGUGAUAAUCUAUCAAUAUUCCAGGCAAUGGCUGAUUGUGUCCUUCGAGCCGAAUCUACCCCUGGACAAGUACUCUACUCUACACUUCGCAAGAUUAUUAACUACAUAUUUUCGCUUGAACGAUUCGAUAGCGAGAAGCUCGCUAAGUACCUACGAUGCCUUCUUAAAGCCACGCUUGCUUCAGACCCCGAAUUUCCCCUGAAGAUUAUGGAAGAUAUUUGUAGGCUUGUAAAACAAUGCGCAGACACUCAGAAACCAAUCCCAUCUCAAGAGGUCGAAUGGUUUGCAACGACCGCGUUCAACCACGGGGUAGACCUCUAUGGGGUCAACGAGGAUGAACUCAGUAGGAAGUGGGUUUCCCAUGCGCUCACAUUGGCACACUACCAUCAGGAUGGCGGCGACUUGGAGCGAGAGCUUCAAAAGAGGCAGAUAAGCCUCAAGUGGGACUCUUAGCGUUAUAUCGAGUCGCAAUAAUAACAAUGCCUAUAGCUUAGUCAGUCUGGAAUUAAUCGAGGAAUUUCACUCAUUUAUCAUGAUUCAUCAUUAGCUACGAGGACGAAGAUUGCUGCAUACCUAGAUCAACUAAUCUGAUUUCAUUCAUAUUCUCCGUUAUCGUCUGACCUCCUUGCUUAAGAAAGUUAGAAAAGCAAUGUUUCGUGAGAGUUGAAAGAGCAAUCAUGACGUCUUCGAUCCUGUCAGCUAUGCGCCAUACUUUCAGAAUAU